UCUGUCGUGAGACGAGUGUGUGUGUGUGUGUGUGUGCGUGUGUGUGUGUGUGUGUGUGUGUGUGCGUGUGUGUGUGUGAUUGUCCAUGGUCGUCUGGUUGUCACUUUGGAGUGAUGAGGACCUUUGCGUUUCUUCCCUCCACGGCUCAGUAUUUGUAAAACUUUUCUGAAACGAAACUUGUGCGUCAUAGAUGAACUUUUCUGGGGGCUUGUGGGGAGAGAGGAGGCAGCCUCCGGUCUUUGCAGGAGCUAAAAAGUGCAGUGACGUUGUUUCUGUUUUCACUGGAGCCGUCGUGGUGCUGUUAGUGUUUCGUGUCUCAUUUAGGGAAGCAUUGCAGUCUUUUAUUUAUUUUUCUGUGUGCUUGUGUGUAAUUUUACUUUGCUGCGCCAUUGUCCGACUUAAUUUUCCAUUCCCCCCCUCCUCUCCAGCCUCUCGGCCAUCACCAGUUUUGUGUCUUGUUUCAUGUAAUUUUCAGCAGUUGCUCCCUGUUUCUGUGCAGAAUCCCUGCUGUGGGCAGAAAAUGUUUGCAUGGGGGAGUGUGCAAGGAUACACACAAACAUAAACACUUGUGCCAUUUCUGUCUCGUGUUUCGAAGCUUUCGUGAGGAGUUUACAGGCACUUUCUGGUGUUUUUUACUGACGUCUCCAUGUGUUUCUGAAACGGCGAGUCGUGGUUGGAGCGCCUGUGUGAGCCUGCUCCUGCAGCAGCGUAAAGCAGCUGGUCCGUGGUUAUCUGUGCUGCGACACACUCCAUGAAGGCAAGAUUACACCCGGUUUAAAUGUCGCUUUGGCCACUUGGCUGGAAUGGUUCAAAAUGGCGCAACAAUGGGAGGUACUCCAGCUUUGAACCCUACCCGCUCGCUGCUCCAAGCGGUGACGUUUUUAACCACAAAAUGCAACACGUACAAAUGCAGUGCGCUUUUCCAGCGUCCAAAGCGUGAAUUGGUGACUUCUUUGAUCAUAGACGUGACAAAAGCGAACGUGUAAUCGCAGUGGUGUGUUGGAGUAAGUUUGGACAAAAGGGCUGAACUGAAGGCGCAAGGGCAGGCCAGCUUCUCCUGGACCUUACCCUUUUUCUUUGUUUUUUUUCUAAAUGUUCGGGUGACAGAAUUACGCGAGCAGGACGUCUUAAGAUCGGACUUGAUUCAGCAUCUGGUUAUGGAGAUUGUGAAGGUAUGGAGCGAAGAUGGAGCCGGCAAAGUGGUGGAGAUCCCAGCAGACAUGACGGCACGGGAUGUGUGUCAGUUGCUGGUCUACAAGAGCCACUGUGUGGACGACAACGCCUGGACGCUGGUGGAGCACCACCCUAACCUCGGCCUUGAGAGAUGUCUGGAGGACCAUGAGCUGGUGGUUCAGGUCCAAGCCUCCAUGAGCAGCGACAGUAAAUUCCUCUUCAGGAAGAACUAUGCCAAAUAUGAAUUCUUCAGGAACCCCCUGAACUUUUUUCCAGAGCAUAUGGUGACUUGGUGUCACGACUCUGACGGUUCGAUCCCUCAGGCACAGCUUUUACAGAACUUUCUGAACUCCAGCAGCUGCCCGGAGAUCCAGGGGUUUCUGUAUGUGAAGGAGCCUGGCAGGAAGUCUUGGAAGAAGCUGUACAUGCUGCUGCGACGCUCCGGGCUUUAUUACUCCUCUAAAGGAACAUCCAAGGAACCCAGACACCUGCAGCUGCUCUCAGAUCUGGAAGAUAGCAACAUCUUCACCAUCAUCACAGGCAGAAAACUUCACAACGCUCCCACAGACUACCAGUUCUGCAUCAAGCCCAACAAAGUGAGGAGCGACUGUAAGGAGCUCAAGAUGCUAUGUGCGGAGGACGAGCAGAGCAGGACCUGCUGGAUGACCGCCUUCAGACUGCUCAAAUUUGGGAUUGUGCUAUAUCACAACUACAACGUGCCCCAGCAGAGAAAGUCUACCAACUCAUCGUUCUCUGCGCCUGUGCGGAGCGUAUCCGAGAACUCUCUGGUUGCCAUGGACUUCUCUGGAAGGACCGGUCGCGUCAUCGACAACCCUGUGGAGGCUCAGAGCGCUGCCCUGGAGGAGGGACAGACCUGGAGGAAGAGGACCCACCGUAUGAAUGUUCUGGGCAGCCCCAGCCCGCUACAUCCAUCCUCUCUGAGCUCAGUGAUCCACAAGACACAGGUGUGGUUUCACGGUCGCAUCAUGAGGGAGGAGGCCCACAGAAUGAUCAUCCAGCAGGGUCAGGUGGACGGGUUGUUCCUGGUGCGGGACAGUCAGAGUAAUCCCAAGGCAUUCGUGCUCACCUUGUGCCACCAUCAGAAGAUAAAGCACUUCCAGAUCCUACCGUGUGAGGAGGACGGUCAGGUGUUCUUCAGCCUGGAUGACGGUGCCACCAAGUUCACCGACCUGAUCCAUCUGGUGGACUUCUACCAGCUCAACAGAGGAGUGCUGCCCUGCAAGCUCAAACACCCGUGCACCGCCGUGGCCUUGUGACACUACUCACCUGACACCCCCCACACUCCCCUGUUUUUGCACACCUCCCUCCCUUCACCCCCUCCCUUAACAAAGCAAUGGAGGAGAAGCAGGAGCGGGCUCCCCGUCAUUUGGAUGCUUCGAAUCGUGAACUCGACCGUACGGCUCCUGUGAUGCUGUCCGGCGGAUUCGAGGAAUUAGUCGUUGCCGUGGCAACCCUGAGAAACACGGCAUGCCCGAAACACGAGACCACUACCGUAACAUCCUACCAGCCGGAGUGCUGCAGGUCUUUUUUAGGACAAGCCCUCUGCCUCAUCCUUCCUCCCCUCCCAUCCUCCAGGCCUGAUAAGCUGUGGUGCCCGCCCUACCCUCGCCCCCUCUCCACCGAGGCGGGCGGGGUGCGCCACCCUCUGACUUCCUCACAAAUCAUCAGGGAUGGACGGGAACCUCUCUGGAUCCGAUCAGAUAAGAUCCUGGAGUUUCUCAACCUGUGCAGUCCAGUCUGGAUAAGCUGUCCCUCCUCCCAACUCCUUCAUGGGGCUUUGCUGCGUUCUGACCCACAUUCUCCCCGUGCGACCCCUGAUCCCGCCUCCAUGGAAGCUCGGAACAGUCCGGAGAGACCAGUGAAGUGUCCGAAGGCCAGACGAGCGGAGUAGUGGCGAGGGUUUGCUAAAAGGACAGAGGAAUGUUUAUCAGGAAGGCCGUAACAAGCCUCUCUUAGAGGUGAUUACUUGAUGUCAUUUAAUGCUGUUUUUAUUCGUGUCGAUUCAAUGCAGAACUAGUUUUGCACUCCUGGGCGGACGGACAUCAGCUGCCUCCUCUCCUCUCUCAAAAGCGUGCAUGUGAUUUUCCACCAGCUCUGAUUGGAUUUACGGCAGCGUGGGAGUGGCGUUCUGGCGGAUGAUGCAACGCCUUUCAGAAAGGUUCAGGAACGUUUUCAUGAAUGAGCUCUCUAACCAGCUGCAGCACCUCCAGACCGUGAGAGGACGAGGAGGAAGAUUUUAUAGACACCUGAGGAGAAGUGCGCCCACUCCCCGAGCUUCCACCAUCUUGUUUUAAUCUAAAGGGUCAUAUCUGUCGGUGAAUUUCUCUUUGAAUGUCGUUUUCUCUUCCCAGAUCUGAUCGGAGUUCAGUGCUUGCACAUUUUAAUCUUCCUGUUUUGUUUGUUUUUUGUUUUUUGGGGCGUUGGAGCUGACGUGUUCAGAUUCCGACUGCUCCGGUUCAAAGCAACAAAAGCACUCUCGUAACUUUUUUCUCCUCGUUUUGAAUACAGAAUUUGAAAAUGACUUGAAAUGUGAAAUCGGCCGAGGCUGCGUCAACGGCGUCGGCUGAGCUUCACUUGCCUUAAGUGAACCGAUGAUGAUGAUGAUGAUGAGCCAUGUGUAUGAAAUAGAAGAAGCUACCUGAAAAUGCGCAUACAGUGAGACGUUUGGGAUUUUAAAGAGUGAUGGAAUGAACCAACGUGCUGAAUGGUGGAAGGUUUUGGGAAAAUUAGCUUUCUUUUUGCCACUUUUAUACCGGUAUGCUAAAUAUGGAGCUACUCGUCUACUCCUGUGUUUCACCUGAGGUUUUUAAAUUCAUCGUAAAGUCUCUAGAACGAAAACUUGAAUAAAAAAAAAAACAUGAUUGUAAAAAGUUAUGAUUUUCUACCUGAUAUUCUGCAGUUAGGGCUAACCUCAUCAAGUAUUAAACAGGAAGUGAAGAUUUUAAUGAGGCGAUGCAAUAAAAGGAUCACGUUUCCCUCUGAUCGGGCCAGAUUCUCGUCUUCGAAGUGGUUCUGGCCUCUAAUCAGUCCUUCACAUAUGAUUUUAUUCAACUGGAUGCUGAAUGCCUCCUUAUGAACUUGUCUGGUUUAUGUUGUUGUUUCCAUGACUACCAGGUAGCAACUUUAUAUUUAGCAUACAAUCAACAAUCUCGUCUUAAAUCGAGAAUCGGGUUUGGCCUCCAAAUGAGCUAGUAUGUGUGUGUGUGUUCUGAUUUUAAUCCGUAAAAAUGUAAUUUACCUCAAACGUGGUCCUGUUUUAAUCAUCGAGAGAAUUUUCUGCCUUUUUGGAGUUUUGAGUUUGGCAUUAAGAGAAUCUUGAGCUCCUCCAGAUUAAAGACAUAAGGACCUCGAGCAUCAGCUGAGGUGAAUAAUCAGAAAUUUGCUGCGUGAGAAGGCCGUUCCCGUUUACAGGGCAGGUGCUGGCGAGACGAUCCCAGAGCUCGAUGGGGUUUAGACUUCUUAUUGCUGAGCAUCAGCAGUGUCAGUGACGUUCAGCCCAGCACUAGUAGCUUUGUUGCUGUCAUACAGCAGGAAUCCUCACAAACACAUUACACUUCUCAGCUGUUUAAUUUCCUGUUUUUAUGGGGAAAAGGCACUAUUUUCAUGACUAAUGUGAUAUUUAGCUUCUUUUUUCAUCAUUUAGUGAAAUAAAUGGUCAGACAAAUGUUAUUUGACGUAAAAUGGCACUUAAACCCUUUACGAGAAAAUCUAAACGGGAAAAACAUCUAUGAAACUGAAAAACACGCCGAGAUGGAGUUAGCGACGCAACACAAACACAAGUCCUGUUUUAGGCCGUCUCUAAUGUCUUUGAUUGUAAUGAAAACAUUUAAAGGUAAAAGUGUGUGUGUGUGUGUGUGUGUGUGUGUGUGUGUGUGUGUGUGUGUGUGUGUGUGUGUGUGUGUGUGUGUGUGUGUGUCUGCAGCUACGUUUCUUUAAUCGUCACGGGAUGAGAUCAGGUCACUAAUCACUGCCACCACCUGCUCUGUACUCCAUUAGUCGAGCCUUUUUCCACUCAGUCAGGGCAGACUCUCUCCAGGGAUCUGGUAAUGCUUGAAUUGCCUCUCCCACCUUUAAGCUAUAAGUGUGUGUGUGUGUGUGUGUGUGUGGCCUGACUGUUAAAGGAAUCAGAAGAAGGAAGUUUUCCCCACAUUCCCAGUCCUGAUCCAUCAGAGGAACUCAGCCACGUCUCUCUCCAUCCUCCCUCUCACCACUGUGCCACCAUCAUGCCAUCCUUUCCACACGUCUCCCAUUGUUCCCAGUAUAAAGUAUCACCUGUUUAUCUAAGUAUGUGAAGUUAUGGAAAGAAGAAGUAGAUGUAACACUGUAUGUAGGUCACAGAUCACUAUGUAAGAAGCGGUGUUAUGCUUUUGCUCAUAACACCAUAAAAUUAAGAAUGAUUUUUUUGAUUGAUUGUGUGUGUCGACGUUUCUGGCCAGAGAGUAUUUACAGUAUUAAGUUAAACUUCAGGUUUUAUGAGAUCAAACUGGAUUUUUGGCCAGUGUCUGAUUUCUGAACACCACCUGUACGUAUAAGCUGAGUCCUCCACUCCGAGGCGUUUCUUUAAAAUGCCCCCUCUCUGAUUUAUUCACCAGUGGCGAGGUCGUCACACGUUAACAUUUGGGGUCUUUGUAGUAGCUUUUGUACAACACGAGUGGUACAACGAUAGGCCGUAGCUAAAGAGGAGUUUUCUAAACCAUGUACUCUUGUUUAAAGGUGCGUGGUUAGUUUUCACGCGUCUCACGGCAGGUCGUCCUUUUCUAACAUCCGUCCAUCGUGACUCCUAAUGUUGGUGCAGGUGGGACCGACUGCGUGUUUUUAAUGUUUGGGUUGAAGUCUUCAUAAGCUGAAGACAAACAUUUCAGGGAAAGAAAAUGAAUGAAUCCUGAUCAUUUUUCCUACAUAACCGUCUCUGCUUUGCUUCCCUCUGUCUCUGCGACUCCUGGUUCUACAUUGUAUUCUGUUCAGGUAUUUUUGUACAAAUAAGGGACUGGUAUAUUCUCUGUUUAUUGGAAAUUAGAAUAAAAAUAUAAAAUUGCUAUAAACCAAA
Nothobranchius furzeri (turquoise killifish) is the source of this 6241-nucleotide messenger RNA. Its product is annotated as growth factor receptor-bound protein 10. Lineage: Eukaryota; Metazoa; Chordata; Actinopteri; Cyprinodontiformes; Nothobranchiidae. The record is from RefSeq and is a predicted model, not a curated record. Gene Ontology annotation, molecular function: insulin receptor binding. Gene Ontology annotation, biological process: insulin receptor signaling pathway; negative regulation of Wnt signaling pathway; negative regulation of insulin receptor signaling pathway.